AUGUUUACAAAGAGUCUGCAACGAGCAAUUCUUUCUGCUUCGAGUUCCAGCCUUCAAGAGCAGAAUGUGCAAUUUUCUUUUUGGAGGCAAAAUGUCUCCAUUUUUGCUGCACAGACGUCUUCUUUCUUCUUCUUCUCCUUCCUCCUCUUCUACGAAAAACUACUAUAACAAAUGGAACAUCAAGCAAGUCAGUAAGUCCAACUUCAGCGACUCCCUCGAAGAAAUUAGGUCCCACAUUUAUUCUUCCGACUUCGUCGCCGUUUUCCUCCAGAACACCGGCUCCUCCUCUGCCUCGUGGCACCGCGUUUCCCCUUUCGACACCCCCUACACAGCUUACCUGAAAGCCAAGUACGCCGCGGACCGCUUCCAGAUCCUCCAGUUCGCUGUCUGCCCCUUCUCCGUUCGGGAAUCCAAACUCACCGCUUAUCCGUAUAAUUUUCAUUUAUUUCCAAGGGAUGAAUUGAAGUUAGGGAUGCCGUCUUAUAGCUUUUCAUGUCAAGCCUCGUACUUGACGGCCAUGGCUAGGGAAGGCUUUGAUUUUAAUACCUGCAUCUAUGAUGGAAUAUCAUACUUAUCUAGAGUGCAGGAGUCUGCGGCAAAAUCUCGUUUAGGAAAUCCAAUUCCCAUUAGUACAGUGAUGAAAUCUUCUCCUUCUCCUAGUGUUGCUGAUUCACUUUUCAUGCAAAGGAUCAAAUUACGCGUUCAGCAUUGGAAAAAAGCUUGUACAGACUCCAGAAUGAAGACAGAUGAGGCUCUUGUCAAAUCUUUGAAUCUUGUCUUGGGAAUUGAGGAGUAUGGAUCAAGGCCGUGCAUGACUAUUGAUGUUUGCAGUGAGAAUCAAGUGCAACUUGCUUUAGAGAUUUUGUCAGAGUUCUCUGAUGACCUUGUUCCUUUAUUAAUCCCUUCCAAAGGCGGAGGAACCCAGGCAGUCCGUGUUGUUUUGACAAGUUCAAAGGAGGACAGGAAUCUUUUUGAGAAGGAGCUUCAGAAUCUUGACGUUGAACAAAAUAAAAGAGUCCGUGGUUUUCGAGAGGUGAUCGAUUUGAUUUCUGCUUCACAGAAACCUGUUGUCUCCCUCAAUUCCCUUAAUGACUUUACUUUUAUUUAUUCCAAAUUCGUUGCUCCCCUACCUCUGAGCAUGGAUGAAUUUGUCAGUUCGCUGCAAUCAGUUUUUCCACACAUAAUUGAUGUCAACCAGAUGAUGAAAGAAAUUAAUCCUCUAAAAAAAGUGAAAAAUAUAUCUACAGCCAUGUCAUACCUGAAGAAUCGAUUCUCUGCAGCAGUUGAUAUGGAAAUUCGAAGCCAAGCUACAGUGAAUGAAGGGAAGAUUCAUGGGCAUAACGUGGUACUGAUAUGUCAGUUCUUCACAAAACUAUGCUUCCUAUUGAAAAUCACUCCAAAUUCUGUCCAGGCGAGUGCUGAAUGUAUGAAAGAGUAUGCCAAAGUAUUUAAUCUAUGCCUUACGAGUUCAGAGGAGUUACUUGAUGAUCGAGAUGUCAAAGUCUGGACUAGCAACACCAGGAAAGUGAGCUGUGAAAAUCUAGUUUUCCUAUGGGGAUUUAGGAGUGGGAUAUCAGCUGGAAUGCUGAAGAGCCUGCUUCAAGGUUCCCAUGAAGUCUUCUCAAAUGAAUUUGAUGUUCGCUUAGUGGAUAAGAGCUGUGCCAUUGUAGUUUUCUGGCAAUCUAUUUUGUCUGAAACCUUGUUGCAUUUACUUAACAGUGAAGAACUUAGUGGAUUUCUAAGAGAGAUGGUUGCAGAUGGGCUGAGAGGCAGUUAUGAAACUUACCAGAGAGCCUGUGAAUUGAGUUUAUUCGGAGCAGAUUUAGCAGAUUCAUUGGACAAAACCUUGGAAGACCCCCCAGACUGCUUCUUCGAGAAAAAUCCUGAAAUGAGCCAUCAGAGUUUUGUUGGUGCAGUGAGUCAGUGAUUAACCUGAUGACCUUUGAGUUUAGUUUAUAUCUGUAGUUAGUGGUAAUCUGCCAAACAUUAAGGUGAUGGUAACCCGGGAAAUAGUGGUAGCAAUUAUGAAACAGAAGUUAGUGCUGAUGUUAUAAUGGUUCUCAAUUUAUUUAUAUUCAUCGGAUUCUUAUAUUUUUUCUCAUUUUUAUAUUAUUCAAGUCCUGGUGCUAUUUUUCGGAA
Molecule: messenger RNA, 2139 nt
Organism: Carica papaya (papaya)
Lineage: Eukaryota; Viridiplantae; Streptophyta; Magnoliopsida; Brassicales; Caricaceae
Product: Polynucleotidyl transferase, ribonuclease H-like superfamily protein
Molecular function (GO): RNA binding; 3'-5'-RNA exonuclease activity
Source: RefSeq, a predicted model, not a curated record